UUAUAAUAUUAUAUUCAAAAUGAGCAGCACUUCAAUUGAACUCAAUGCAGAGGAUUCCGAACAAUCCUAUUUGUCCAACAAUUUGGAAGAAACUAGUCAGCAUUAUAGCAUCGAUGUGAGCGACAAUAAGGAAAAUGAGGAUACGCAGUCAGGAUAUUCUCUAUUUACACUUGUAAGCGGUAAAAAUAAAAGGCUAAAGAAUAUCUGCCAGGCGUGGAUCAGAUGUUAUAUGAAUAAUCCUACAGAUGCAUUGAUUAAGCUCAUGCAGUUUGUUUUGGAGGCCAGCGGCUGCAAUUAUCAAAUACCCCAAAGCCAAAACUUACCAUUUGACUUUGGCAAUAUUCUCAUUACAGCCACGGCUCAUUUUGGCAAUAAAAGUGUGCAAUAUCCCAUGACAAUGAAAAUGCGUUAUUUGUUGGUCAAAAAUAUCAGUCAGUUUGUGAAGGAACUAAUGAAUUCUGUGAUCUCUACGCCCAUCAUAUUGGAUGACUACUUCCUGAAGAAUAUCACUGGGUUUGUGAUGGUUGCGGCCGACUCGAAGGUGCGUGCCUUUAGACACACCACAACCCUAAUAGCAUUGAAGAUGAUGACGGCGCUGAGUGCCACCGUUUUCCUGGCGAAUGUGAGGCUCCGGCAGAUUUGGCUGCAGCUAUUCGCCAAAGUCUACUUGGAGCGUUGCAUGGAUUGUGUGGAGCAUAUUCGCCAAAUGAGUGCGGCCGAGUUCGGAGUGUGGAUCAAAGAGUAUCCGAAUUGCUAUCUGAACCCGGAUGAUGUCAAGUAUUUGUUCGUUUCGCUGCAGGAUAAUGCGGUAAAGGUGUGUGAAUGCAGCUUUCAGGCAUUGUUUAAGUUGCAUGCCAAUGCUUUGCUGCGUGUCGCCUGCGUUGAGCAGGGCAUUAAAUACCGAAAUACCCUGCUCGGUCUGACGAUGAGCGCCGAGAAUGAAAUUAGCCAGAUGGCCAUACAACUGGUGGGCGACCUUUACAGAUCAUCGCCCCACAUACUCGACGAGAACAUGCAGCUGGCAAUCGAGUCCCUGGUCUUUGCUGCCCAUCGUGGCGUUGCCCAAGCGGCAGCCGCACUGGUUCCGUUCCAUUAUCGCGACGACAUCUCGGAGCCGGAGCUUCUCCAGAUACUGGUAAAGUUCUUUCUGCGUGUCGCGGGGCAUGAGCAUUGCGCCUUUCUCAUCGAUGCCUACUACGGUCGCAAUGACAUUGUGCUGGCCUGGUCCAGCAUGAUCUCCAUGCUGCUGACGCCUCCGAACUUAGAGUCUUGGCGACGGGAGGAGAACAGUUGUCUCAUUGAGAUCAUGUCGCGGGCCAUCAAGCAGGCGGUUAGUGGCGAGGUGCCACCGGGUCGCUACACGGAGUAUCCGGUGCAUCAGCCGCUCUUGAAUGCCAAGAAGUUGGUCGCAACCGUAUUGCUGCCAGAUUUGGCGGCACUUAUGCGCCAGUAUCGUGACCACAGCAACGAUCUGCGUAAUCUGCUCGAGCUACCGCAAUACAUGUUCUUGCAGGGGCCACAGGUGAAGGCGCUGCUCGAUCAGAUCGGCGACAUGAUGUUCGAGGAGCAGGAGAACUGUGUGCUGCGCAUGGGUGCCCAGACGCUGGAGCAUCUCUACGAUCAGAGCGAUAGCAACGACAAUCAUUGCAAGCAGCUGCUCAACAGAGCGGUGACCAAUUAUAUUAUUGCCUCCAAGCAAUCCCCAUCGGAGGAGCCAUCCCAGCGUUUGCUGGUUACGCUACGUCUACUCUCCGCACUGUAUGCCCACUUUGAUCUUAGGGAGUGGCAGCUGAGCGAUCCAGUGCUGCUCAUUCUCAGGCAGGAUUCCGCUCCAUGCCCAAAGGCACUUUGUCUCUAUCUGAAGUUGAUGUACUCGUCUCUCAGCUGGGAUCUGAAGUAUCUGACCCAUGCCGACAACAUCGACAUGGCCGAGGAGUGCAGGGCAUUGCGGCAACGCUUGGAAUUGUUCCUGCUGGUGACUACCAGUCUUAUCGAACACUCAACGGAGCUCAAAGUUAGCUGCACAGCCUUUGUCUGCACCUGCGAUUUGUUUUGCCUGUUUGCCGAUGAGCUGCGUCAAAGCGAGGACACCAAUAUCCUUGGCUUGGAAUAUCGAACCAAAUCCAGUGAUUAUGUGCUGCUCGAGAGGUUUCUGGAGCGCUAUGUGUUUGCCGACGCGGAUGUGGAAGCUAUUCACAAGUUGACUCAACCCGAACAGUUUGCUCAGCUCCAGAGUAAGCGUCGCAUUCUGACCAGCUACUUGAAACUCUCGUUCCACAAUGUGAUGGUCAUGAUGCGCACUUCCAUUGCCCUCCAGCAUUAUAGGACAUUCCAUUUGCCAUAUGGGGAUAUAAUGCGUUCCUUGAUGGAGCGCAGUAUUGCGAUGAAUCCCCCGAACUUUGGCAUGACCCUGAUGCACACCAUCUUAAUGGUGUAUAAGCGCAUUCGAGUGAACUAUCCGGACGCGAGUGUGGCUGCGACAUCUUUGGAUUUUGCUGAGCUCAUCAGGCUGGCCGAGAUGCUGGCGGAGCAGUUGAACUCCAGCCAGCUGGAGGCUCGUCAAUCCGUAGUCGUUCUACAUCGGGCCGGCAUCCGGUUUGCCUCGGAUCAUCAGAAUAGCAAUCUGUUGUUUUUGAGCGUCACCCAACAGUUUAUACCGCAACUUCUCGCCCAGGAUAUGCUGGAUGUGCACAGAUUCCUGAACACCAACUACCCCUCGAAUCUGUCCAACAGUAGUACCGAGUACUGGCUAUCACUCGUCUCCUAUCGCAACGCCCUGGACAUAGCCAUCGCAAAGAGCUGUCGCCGUGACUUUCAUUUGCAACAGGAAGAAUAAUUGAAGGCAACGAAAUGAGCAAUCCAUUAGCAUAGAAAUGGAAAACGGACCAAGCAUUUUGCAGGCAUCUAUCAGAAACCGACUAAAUACUUUCGAUAGUUAAUCAAACAUUAUUUUCUUCUGGUGAUUAAUUUAUGAACAUUUUUUACUCCAAUUAUUUUCACAGAGUAAAGUCUUAUCAUAGA
Drosophila grimshawi is the source of this 3021-nucleotide messenger RNA. RefSeq names its product cohesin subunit SA-1. The record is from RefSeq and is a predicted model, not a curated record. The transcript is spliced from 7 exons. Gene Ontology annotation, cellular component: cohesin complex; nucleus; chromatin. Bases 20 to 2836 code for a protein of 938 amino acids. NCBI's taxonomy places the organism in Eukaryota, Metazoa, Arthropoda, Insecta, Diptera, Drosophilidae. Gene Ontology annotation, biological process: sister chromatid cohesion. Gene Ontology annotation, molecular function: chromatin binding.